GAGGAGGACUUGGGCAUGGGCGGGCGGAGAUUGUCGUGCUCCCACUGUCGGGAGACCAAGGACGAUCGAGAGAGAAUGGAGAUCGUGUGGCAAACCCCGGCAAACCCACCGGAGCCCCAUGACUACAUCAUCCGCAACGGGAGGCGGUUCGUGAGGCCCUACCACUUCGAGUUCAUCUCCCACGUGAAGAACAGAUGGGCGGGCAAAACCAUCGUCGAUCUCUUCACCGAGGAGUUCAAGGGACGACCUCGAGACUACUACGUCAAAGCCGUCAAUUCUGGAAGGAUCCAAGUGGAUGGAGAAUUAGUUCAUGCAUCAUAUGUCGUCCGGUCAUCACAAAAGAUAAGCCACUUUGUGCACCGGCAUGAACCGCCAGUCUUGACUGAAGAUGUGCUGAUCCUGCAGAAUGAAGCUGACGUAUUAACUGUUUGCAAGCCAGCAUCUGUUCCAGUACAUCCAUGUGGCCAGUAUCGUAAGAACACUGUUGUUGGCAUUCUACAGGCUGAACAUGGCUUGGCACCUUUAUUUCCGGUACAUCGACUAGAUCGUCUUGUUUCUGGUCUUCUUAUCUUUGCCAAAAAUGCGGAUAAAGCGGAGCAGUUUAGGCAACAGAUUGAGGCUGGGUUGCUGCAAAAAGAAUACAUUGCCAAGGUUGUUGGGAUAUUUCCUGAGGGAGAGCAAGUUGUUGAUGCAAAUGUGAACUAUAAUGCACGGGAAGGAAGGAGCUCUGUGGAGGUUGGUGAUCAGAGCAUAGGUAAACAUUUGAAAGGAAAGCCUGCAUGCACAAAGUUCACUAGGAUAAGCACCAAUGGAAAUUAUAGUGUUGUUUUAUGCAAACCUGUCACUGGGCGUACUCAUCAGAUACGUGUACAUCUACAAUAUACAGGCCAUCCCAUAGCCAAUGACAUGCUAUAUCUCUCUGAGGAUGUUGCUCGUUCUCCUGGAAGAAGUGCUGAUAGAGCUGCCUCAGACAUGUAUGAGCCACCAGAGACUGAUUCAUCCAAUAAUGAUCAUUAUGCUAAAGAUAAUGCUACACAUUCUGAUGAAGAGUUCAGCAUUGAUCCCAUGUGUACUAACUGUCCGAAUUUGGCUCCUAAAGGUUAUGAUGGUGAUGAUGAGGGUCUAUGGCUGCGCUGCGUGCAAUACUCAGGACCUGGUUGGAGUUAUGAAUGCCCCUAUCCUGACUGGGCCUGUCUUGGUGGAUCACUGGGAAAGAAAAUCAAACCAUAGUUUGUCUCAUUACAUUUUUGAUUUUAGCCCAUUGCUGCUUGAUACCGGAAAAUUCUUCAGAUGUUUCAGUGGGCCAAAGUGCUAUGAGUGCUCUGAUCUUAUAAAUGAUCUGCAUCGAGGUUAUUAACCUGUGAAUUUCGUUGUCAUUCACCAUCAGAUUUAGUCCCGAAACCUUCAAGAUCUUCAUUUUAUGUGAAAAUAAUGCUUAGGGGAUCAAAUCUGUGCACAUAUGGUGGCAGCUGGUGGCGCGCUUUUCUGACUUACAGGACUUCAGCAAGAUUUAUGAUUGUUGCUUCUAACUUAUGGUAGCAUAGAAGAUUAUAUAAAAGGUUGUUUAUAUGUACCAUAUGUACUAAUUGUUUUCUUUUUCUGUUAUGUUCUUAUUUAUUCUAAUAAAUUCGUAGAUUAUUAUCUAACAGCACAAGUUGGUCUGUCAAAAUGUCAUUAUUUUUUUUGAAGCACAAGCAUGCGUGCAUGCAUGUGUUUGUGCAGUUUGGUACAAGCAUGCCCCCAAGUUGGACAUAAAGCUUUGGAUAAGUGGGCCUUCUGUCGAGUUCUAGUAUGUGAAAGUAUACUUUUUUUUUAUUAAUUAACUUGCAUCUCUUGAUUCUCUCUC
Molecule: messenger RNA, 1846 nt
Organism: Phoenix dactylifera (date palm)
Lineage: Eukaryota; Viridiplantae; Streptophyta; Magnoliopsida; Arecales; Arecaceae
Product: Pseudouridine synthase family protein
Biological process (GO): enzyme-directed rRNA pseudouridine synthesis
Molecular function (GO): RNA binding; pseudouridine synthase activity
Source: RefSeq, a predicted model, not a curated record